AUGAAAGAAAAAUAUGUGCGAAAAAUUGGAUGUGGGUCAAAAAGUAUACUGUGCUUCUGUCAAAGUGAGUUACAACAACAGUGUUCUGCGGUUCACAUUUCCUUUUCAGAUUAUUUUGUUGAUGAACGCCGGAGUUAUGAUUUGUAUUGGUUUGAUUGGGCUGAUAAUGGGGUUAGUUUACAAUUAGUAUUGAUUUUGAAAAUUAAAAACAUAUUCACAAUUUUCCGAUUUGUCGCCGCCAAUCAUAUAAUGAUGAUUGCGAUAUCAACAAUUUGUUCGGGUAUUAUGACACUAAUUGUGGCGGUUUAUCCACGAAAAUGUAUUGUUAUCUGGAGCUUCGUUGAUCAAGUAUUUUUGGCAGGUUUUUGUAUUCUGAUGAGUUGUGUUUUUGUGAUGGUCGUUGCUAUUGAGGAAUUGAGAAAAGAAUACAAGGAUGAUAUAAGUGAGAAUAAUCAGGGUCUCAAAUACCGUUCGGACAAUUUUUGAAACCCCAUUAGGAUGUUCGAAAUUCGAUUUAUCCGAUUCCAACUUUCUAAAAAUCUGGUCCAAGUUCUGGUUCAUACUAAACAUUUCAAAUCUGAUCCCUUCUGAAAAUCUUGCAUUUUUCCAGUCAAUUUCCAUGUCUACACCGCAUUAUCAUUUAUCGCAAGUGUUUGUGCAAUCAUAGAUUGUGUCCUUUACUCGAAGCUUCUUUGCUGCAAAGGAAAAGCACAAGAUCCCGAAGAAGAAGAAAGAAUAGCUGAAAAUCGUAGGAACAGUAGAAAAAUAGUUUAA
Molecule: messenger RNA, 774 nt
Organism: Caenorhabditis angaria
Lineage: Eukaryota; Metazoa; Nematoda; Chromadorea; Rhabditida; Rhabditidae
Source: the annotation of a GenBank genome assembly